UGGAUCCGUGUAGUCAUAACCCCUGUCAAAAUGGUGCCACUUGUGUGGAUACAACCACAUCGGCUACAAGGUAUCAUUGUCAUUGCCCUCCUAUAUUUCAUGGAGAUCAAUGUGAACAGAGGAUGGAUUGCGCCCUGCCUCCCGAUCUGGAGGUGCCCAACAGUCACUAUACGGUGAGGGGUGAGGAGUCGGACAGCGAGGGUUGGUACCUUCCCGGUGCUGUCUUGGAGUACACGUGUGAUACAGGUUACAUCAUGCAAGGGGGCGUGUCUACAAGACAGUGUCAGAGUGGGCUCUGGGUUGGAGAGAAACCUCAGUGCGUUGAGCAAGCCUCCUGCGACGACCCUGGCUGGCCAGUGAAUUCUCAGAGAUGCUGCCAGUAUAUCUUCUAUGUCGGUGUAAAACUUAGUUUCUACUGCAAUGAGGGUUAUAACAUCAGUGGAAGUGAUGAAAGGACAUGUCUAUCCAACGGUCAGUGGUCUGGGGUCCAGCCGGUCUGUAAUGAGAUUACCGUACCUCCAACACCAGAGGACAGCAGUAUGUUCAACACAGAAACAUUGACCAUUGUCAUGGCAACCACUGGCUCGAUCCUUGGGAUCCUGGUUGUCACGGUAAUUCUGACAAGUCGUCAGUGUCGGUCCCGUCGUCAUCUUGUGCCCCAAACCUACCCUCCAGUAUUGCGUGCCCAGCUUGCGAGGCUACAUCGUGACCCAGAUGCCCUGGCUCUUCUUGCGGUGACGGAUGACAUUGGCGUUGUUUUGCCAUCAUAUGACGAGGCGGUGGCCCAGAUCCAGACUGCCCAUGUUCCACCGUUCCAAGCUCCCUCAACUGAGGGUGAUGACUCAAAUGCAAAUGAUGGUGGGGAGAACCGAUCUUCGGUACAAGGGAGGCCUCUUCCUCCGAUACCGCCCCCGCUACCACAUCAAGGCUCAUCAACAAGAUCAGGACGUUCUAGACGACAGCGCCGUGCAGGUCGUCAGCAGACUCAUCCAUCCCCGUCUCCACCUGCGUACGAGCAACAUGAGGAGCCUCUGGAUGUUGCAGAUGCGGUCCAGGGAGAAAGCCCUCCAGCGGAGGACAGUCAGGCCAGGAGAGGUGAGGAAGAAGUGAUGGAAGGUGGAGGACCAACCCAUAGUAUGGUUGGUAAUGAUCUCUAUGCUGAGGUUCCUCAGAGAAGAGCCGAGCCACAAGGAGAUGAUGCACAUCAUACUAAUGAUAAUACUAAUCAAGAGGAAAGCUAAGAGAGGUGUGUGCUGCUGCUGUACAGAAAUCCUAUAGUACUAUAGAUCCCAAUUAAAUUGUACAGAUUAAUUUUGAUAGCUUUUCCAGAGCUACAUUUACUGGCUGAAGCAUUGUAGUAAUAUGAAGUAUUGUGUCUCCACUACCUGAAGGUGGUCACCAAAAUCAUGUUUGUGAGUUGUCUUUCCUGCAAGUUUUAAGUAAUUGAAAAGAAAUAAGAGGUACAUAUUUAAUAGUAAUAAUAAUAAUAAUUAUUAUUA
Messenger RNA from Lytechinus variegatus (green sea urchin), 1499 nucleotides. RefSeq lists its product as uncharacterized. The transcript is spliced from 4 exons. NCBI's taxonomy places the organism in Eukaryota, Metazoa, Echinodermata, Echinoidea, Temnopleuroida, Toxopneustidae. The record is from RefSeq and is a predicted model, not a curated record. The coding region runs from base 123 to 1241 and encodes 372 amino acids.